AUGGAAGACGGCGACGAAGGAAUCGUUCUCUCAGAUCUACUAAGAACUGGGGAAGCAUCAAGGCUUCGAAGAAGAGGAGCUAUCAGGGAUCAUCGACAUCCACCACCCCCAGCACCACCUCCGCAUCCACUGACGCAGGCUGAGACGACCUACCGAUUAUUCUGUCGAGGAGGAGAGGCUUUGGAUAGGAGCGGCUGGUCGAACGAGUGUUUCUCGCCAGAUCUGUUUGGGUGCCCAACGAAGGAGAGGUUGGAAAAGAAGGUGCAGCAAGAGAUGCCAGGACUCUCUUGCGGGGCGUUGGUUCAUACAUCCGCGUCUUCAACAUACAUCGCCUACACAGAACCCUCACCGACCGUCGUACCGCUCGACGCUAUCUACUUUGAUGCCGACCAUGAUGGGGGAAAGCUCGGUGAGAACAGUUGCGGAUGUGUGAGGGUGGGCCUCGGUUGUUCGAUUUGUGGCGCUCCUCUUGGAACUCGAUAUACUCCCUGUAAACCGUCCUCAAGCACGGCUGUAUACUCCUUCUUUCCCGAUGCCGUGUAUACGUGUCCUGAACCACAAAAAUGGCCACAACCACGACCAGAAUCAGAAUCAGAAUUUCAACCUCAAUCGCUAAGGCCUCCAAGAAGACGAUCAACACGGAUUGGGGAGGAUCAGGUCAAUGCGGCCCUCUCGGCACUCGAGUCGCUGGCAUCCUCCAGUACCGCCUCUUCUUCCUCAUUACCCAUGUCGUCAUCGCCUUCUCCAGUUGAACACGACGGGUUGGAAUACCCCAACACCGAUGAUCCAGAACUCGCAUGGGCGCUCGCUACGCCAUGGUUCGGUUUUAGCGUCAGUUCUUCUCAGGAAGGCUGUGAUGCCCCCGAUGUUGAUGACCAACAUGAAGAUGAUGAAAUAGAUGACAUUGACGAAUACCUCGAAAGGAGAAUUAGAGGGAUACUCUUCGAGUGUCGUGGAGAUGAAGAAGAGGAUGAAGAAGAGGAUGAAGAAUAUGAUGAAGAGCACGAUAGCUCUUACGAUCCCUUAUGGUUUUCAGGAGAAGAACGAGGACAAGAAUGGGAACAAGAGCAGGAACGACCUCCAUCGCUAUCUUCUCUGCAACAUCGCUCCCGUUCACCACCACCCGCUCCAUCGAUGACGAGGUCGUAUGCUCAUAGUCGGUUCCGCUGA
This is a messenger RNA of Marasmius oreades (fairy-ring Marasmius), 1170 nucleotides long. RefSeq lists its product as uncharacterized. The coding region runs from base 1 to 1170 and encodes 389 amino acids. The transcript has a single exon. NCBI's taxonomy places the organism in Eukaryota, Fungi, Basidiomycota, Agaricomycetes, Agaricales, Marasmiaceae. The record is from RefSeq and is a predicted model, not a curated record.